AUGGGUUGCCGAAUGGGCACGAUUGCCCAUUUGUUCGUCGUCGUCCUCGACACGGACGCUGAUAUUCUCCUCGCUACCCCCCGACGAGGCGUGCGUAUGCGAGACCGCAAAGGCGCUGCGGUCCUGGGAGACGUCGGUGAGCUUGUACGCCUCGCUGCCCUUGAUGCCGGCGCUGGCGCCGGCGCCGGGCCCGCGACUCUUGCUGUUGCCGUGGGAGCCGUAGGCGUACUUGGAGUGCUUGGUGCGGUAGUCCUUUGCCUUGCGCAGGCAGACGGGGGCGAGGAAGGGCAGCGACGAGACCAUGUUGCCGACGUUGAACUCGAUGACGCCCCAGACGACGAGCAUGGUGGAGUCGUGGUCGCCGAACUGGAUGCGGUUGAUUUGCGUGUAGCGCAGGAUGGAGCAGAGCGUGGUGAAGAGGCCGAGCGCGAAGAUGGCGAUGAGGCCCAGCUUCUUCUCGAGCCGGAUGUUGAGCUUGAGCAGGACCGGGAUGGGGAGCACGGCGACGAGCACGUCCGAGAUGAUGGUGAGCACGGCGUAGGCGGUAAACGAGGCGACGGCGGGCAGGCAGGUGCCCGGUUUGGAGGGGUUCCACGACUUGUCAACCUGGACAUGGCGCAUGUUAGUCAAAAACUAUUGUUCAAAGCAUCAAUUUCGUCGUACCGGAUUGCAGUUAAAGAUGAGGGCGAGGGCGCUGCCCAGGUGAUUGAGAAAGACAAACGCAAUGGCGGCCCAGACGACGACGCGGUAUGUGCGAUUGUCGGUGCCCUGCAGCAGGCGCAGGUAGCUGAUGAGCAGGGCAAUCUUGAAGAAGCUGAUGCCGACCUGGUAGAUGGGGCGGCCGGCGUAGUUGACGCGCGUGUAGGGGAUGAGGUUCUCCUUGGGCCGCUUGGCGGGCAUCAGGCCGAGGCCGUACUUGGUCUGGACGAUGCAGAGGAUCGAGUAAGCAAUGGCGAAGACGAGGGCGAGGAUGCACAUCCAGUCGUCGGCGGCGAUGCGAUUGUUCUUCUUGCGAAUGAAGAUGCGCGCGCCGACGAUGAUUGUGGCCAGCCCGGACAUGACGACGCACACGGCGAUGAUCAUCUUGUACUGGGACUGCGCAUCGAGCUCCGGAGAGCCGUGGGCGACGAAGACCAUGGUGGCGGCGGCGGCGGGCGAUGCGUUGCGCCUGGACGAGGAAAGCUCUUUGGUGUGUGCCCGAGGGAAGUAGGCGGUGGUAUCGUCUAG
Messenger RNA from Cordyceps militaris CM01, 1227 nucleotides. RefSeq lists its product as uncharacterized. Lineage: Eukaryota; Fungi; Ascomycota; Sordariomycetes; Hypocreales; Cordycipitaceae. The record is from RefSeq and is a predicted model, not a curated record. The transcript is spliced from 3 exons. The coding region runs from base 1 to 1227 and encodes 408 amino acids.